AUGCCUGACAGGCUAUUAGGCUCACUGAUAUUUGAGACAACAGGGAAUUCAGUAGCUAGCUCACCAUAUUCUUCAAAUCAGUUUGAUAGUGAAACAGUUAGUUCCAUGAGCGACAGCCAGGAGCAACUCAGCUCUGCACAGUCUCUCUCUGGAUUCAGCCAAUCUGGGGGUAACUCUUCUUCUGAAUCCAACAGUAACUUCCAUCGUUCCUCGCGAACCAGUCUCCAGCUCUUUCCUUGUUCAGAAUCUACCUCGCAAGAUGCGCGUUCUAGCCCUGACAUGAAACAUGUGUUGGAGCAAUUGGAGACUGCUCUCAUGGGACCUGACGAGUACAUGGCUGAACCUAGUGAUUACCACGGUGAAAGUGGUCAACCACAGACACCGGCUCAUGAGACUAGGGCAUGGAGCCAAGAGGACCAGCACCAGGGUUCUCAUGUCAUCCAGCCUCAGCCCAUGUUCAUCUCACGCCCCCGGCAAUCAGAAGAGGAAGCAACUUUACAAAGUUCUCAACCCAGCAAUUUGGAGAAAUUGUUGAUUGCCUGUGCCAAGGCUCUUGCUGAAAACAACAUGACUAGUUUUGAAUGCCUUCUGGAGAAGGCUAGAGGUGAGGUCUCCAUCACAGGGGAACCAAUCCAGCGCCUUGGUGCCUACCUGGUAGAGGGGUUGGUGGCAAGGGAGCAAUCGUCAGGAAAUAAAAUCUACCGUUCCCUCAAGUGUAGGGAGCCCGAAAGCAAGGACUUGCUAUCUUACAUGCAGGUUCUGUAUGAAAUCUGCCCUUACCUCAAGUUCGGUUAUAUGGCAGCCAAUGGAGCUAUUGCUGAAGCUUGCAGGAAUGCCACGCAGAUACACAUAAUUGAUUUCCAGAUCGGUCAAGGGACACAAUGGAUGACCCUUCUUCAGGCUCUAGCAGCCAGACCAGGGGGAGCUCCACAUGUGCGUAUCACGGGUAUUGAUGACCCUCUCAAUAAGUAUGCUCGCGGUGGGGGUUUGGAAGCAGUUGAGAGGAGAUUGGCAGCACUCUCUGGGAAGUUCAACAUCACAGUGGAGUUCCAAGGCCUGCCAGUUUUUGCCCCAGAUGUAACCAGAGAGAUGCUUGAUGUCCGGCAAGGUGAGGCAUUGGCUGUGAACUUGCCGUUGCAGCUGCACCACACUCCAGACGAGAGUGUGAUGUAA
Linum trigynum is the source of this 1173-nucleotide messenger RNA. Lineage: Eukaryota; Viridiplantae; Streptophyta; Magnoliopsida; Malpighiales; Linaceae. The record is from the annotation of a GenBank genome assembly.